AUGACUGGCGAGUCUGGUAUCGGUUACUUGGGGGUUCCUAGGUCUGCCACAGUUUCAGAUGCGGUUAGUGUGAAUGGCUGGAAGAUUCGAAAUAGGGGACAGAGCCAUUACCCUGAAGUCUAUGCAAUAUUGGCGGCGACAACUAUGCCUUUUCACGGUUCAGAGGAGGAUGUAGUCUUAUGGCGCGCAGACGAAGAUGAGUUUAAUGCCUCUUUCUCCUCAGCUAAGACGUGGAGUUACCUGAGAGAGAAGAGAUGUGCAGUAACCUGGAGGAAGCUCACUUGGUUUUCUGAGGCAGUACCUCGCCAUGCAUUCAUGGUAUGUCUUGAUUUUAGAAAUCGCCUCUAUACAGAAGAUCGAAUGAGGAACUGGGGUAUAGAGCAGUGUUGUGUGCUGUGUGGAGAGAAAAAUGAAACAAGGGAUCACUUGUAUUUUGCAUGUCCCUACUCGUUUACUGUCUGGCUGCAAACUGCAGGAAAGCUAUUCGGAAAUGCCAUAUCUCCUGAGUGGAAUGAUAAUGCCGUGUCCUUGCUGCAGCCUGCACGGAGUCGGCUUGAUACUGUGCUACGAAGGAUGGUGUUUCAGAUGGUUCUCUACUCUAUCUAG
Messenger RNA from Brassica oleracea var. oleracea, 606 nucleotides. RefSeq lists its product as uncharacterized. The record is from RefSeq and is a predicted model, not a curated record. The transcript has a single exon. Lineage: Eukaryota; Viridiplantae; Streptophyta; Magnoliopsida; Brassicales; Brassicaceae. Bases 1 to 606 code for a protein of 201 amino acids.